Molecule: messenger RNA, 1674 nt
Organism: Bombyx mandarina (wild silkworm)
Lineage: Eukaryota; Metazoa; Arthropoda; Insecta; Lepidoptera; Bombycidae
Gene: JMJD5
Product: Jumonji domain containing 5
Cellular component (GO): nucleus
Molecular function (GO): histone H3K36 demethylase activity
Source: RefSeq, a predicted model, not a curated record
CGAGUUUUUUACUUCUAUGAAGCAAUUUGUCUAGAAAUGCCAUUGUGUCAGCAUCGAAACAUUAAGACAUCUUCGCGCAGCUAAAUUAACUUACCUUACCAUUUAUUCCAUUUAAAAGGCCAGGAUUUUAGGCUUUCGAUUAGGAAGCUUAAUAAACUCAAAGACAAUUACAAUGAAUUACUAAGGAAUAAGGAAGAAAGGUUGAUUGUCUUGAACUUAGUACCUAUCUACUGAAUACACUUACUAAAUUUAUUCACUAUUCAAUUUGAAAAUCAGUACCUAGUUUACUUCAGAAUUUCUAAAUAUUUUCGAGUAGGUCCAAGACUACAAUACCUACAAUACCGACACAAUGUCGGAUGUUUUAGAUUUGUGCCGUAAAUUCGAAUUAUUCCUGCCAAAUGUUGAACUAUCGUUAUCAGAAGUUAUAGAAUUGGAUGGUUGUACUAAAUCACUUUUGAAUCACUUUAUAAAAAAUCCAAACACCUUGAAUCAGCGAACUUUAAUCAAAAUACAAGCAAUAAUCGACUAUAUGCAUGAAAAAAUAAAUAUUGGAAACUGGAAAGAUGUAAAAUUAUACUUGAGAAAAACAAUAACCAUUAGUUCGUAUUUAAAACUUUUAAUCUAUUGGAAAGAUCCAAAUAAUCCAAUGGACGACUUACUGAGAGAGUCUUACAAAAUAAUUGACUUUGGCCUUGUAUUUGGAUGUCCAAUAGAAAAUGAAUUACAACUCUUACAAAAAUGUGCUGGCUUAUUAAAUCCUUACUCGAGUGAUUAUGUUAGUGAAAUAUCUACAAACACCAUUAAAUUAAAGCAUAACGAAGUGAAUGUUGAACCCAAUAAAUGCAAUACAGUGCCUGUAGAUGUAAUGGACUGCCCUAGCAUGGAAACAUUCUAUACAAAUCACAUAUUAAAAGAAAAACCUGUUGUUUUGAUUAACUGUAUGAAUAAUUGGCCUGCAUUAACUAAGUGGAAUGAUCAAAACUAUUUUCUGAAGAUGGCUGGGCUUAGAACUGUGGCUGUAGAACUAGGAAGCAAAUAUACAGAUUCAGAUUGGACACAAAAAUUAAUGACUGUUGAAGAAUUUAUUAACGACCAUAUUUAUCAAUCAAACGGACCUAAGGGGUAUUUAGCCCAAUACCAGCUUUUUGAUCAAAUACCAGAAUUGAAGGCAGAUAUAAUUGAGCCAGAAUACUGUUGUUUUGCAGAAACUGAAAACCCUAUAGAUGUAAUGGCUUGGUAUGGACCAAAAGGUACUGUUUCACCGCUACAUCACGAUCCAAAGAAAAAUCUACUAUCACAAGUCGUUGGCGAUAAACAAAUUUACUUAUUCCCACCUUCGGAUUCUAAAUAUCUUUAUCCUCAUGAUCACGAAUUGUUGAACAAUACAGCAAAAGUUGAUCCCAGAGAACCAAAUUACGAAAUUUAUCCUGAAUAUAGACAUGCAAAGGCCUAUUAUUGCAAAUUAAAACCUGGACAGAUGCUGUUCAUACCACCGAAAUGGUGGCAUUUUGUUGAAUCAUUAUCAAUCAGUUUUUCUGUCAGUUUUUGGUGGGAUUAAACAUUGAAACUGAUUUACACAUUUUAUAUUUUAAACCUUUUAGUAGAAACACAGGAAGGUAUGACAGAAAUAAAUUAUUCAAUUAUAAUUAUAUAUUUGUAUACAUUUUCUAUUAU